Messenger RNA from Peniophora sp. CBMAI 1063, 2706 nucleotides. The record is from the annotation of a GenBank genome assembly. NCBI's taxonomy places the organism in Eukaryota, Fungi, Basidiomycota, Agaricomycetes, Russulales, Peniophoraceae.
AUGCCCACCUGCAGGCGCAAGCGCGUCCUCCUCGUCGAGCCCAGUCCCACCCUCCUCCAGGCCCUCAAGGACGACCCGGACAGACCCGUUUAUUACCUCCACCUCACAGGCGAGAUUUUCGAGGAUUACGAUGCCUACGCCGGCCGCAUAUCUUUCUACCGCAUGAAGCAGUUCCAGUGCGAGGUCACGGGCAAGAGUGGACUCGACUACUUUGAGGCUCUCCAGAGCGAGAAGCAGGAGGCCCGCAUCAUGCACGCGCGUUUCCCUGCUCCGCUGAAGCCCAUCAUCCUCCAGGCAGUACAGUGGCAAAUUAUGGGCCGUCUUGACCACCUCGUGGAGGCCGUGUACGACCGCUACGUCAACAGGUACUACAAGGGCGAGAAAAUCUUUGUCGAUAUCAAAGGACAGAAAUUCACCGCGUUCGUCGUCGAGGUCUACCCGCCGCGCCUCACCGCUGCAAACGGUAGCGAGACCCAUGGCGCCUCGUCUAGCAAUGGCGCGCCGGGUAUGAGCGGCCGUAAACCUGUUCAUGGCAUCGGCGGCGACCUCAAAGUACCUGCAAAAGAGGUCAAUAAAGAGGAUGACCCGAACACAUACCUCUACCGCGUGCAGAUCGUCGAGGAGGAAAAACCCGAAGGCGCGCGCGACAAGAUGGCCGUCAGUACGCGCGAAGCCCGCCUGAAGUGGAACGGGAGCGUCAUGGAGGUUAAGUGUAACAUAAUGAGUCGUGACCGCCUCGCCUUCUCAAAGAGUAUCCUUCGCCGUUUCAUGCGUGAUUGCGUCGACCGAGACCCCGCUGUCGCGUCGCCGUGGAUUGUGAAGCCCGCCAUCGCCAAACGCUACGGUGUCAGCUCCGAUAUGCCCGAGGCGACUCGUCAAGGUGUGGAGGAUACCAAGAAAGGCGAGAUUCAGAAGCGCAAGAAGAUCUGGGAGGACAAGGAAGGGCCUGAAAAGAAAAAGAAGCGGUUGGACGCAGAGAAAGCCGCGGAAGAGAAGAAGAGUAACGCCGCCCAGGCGCAAGCGGAGCGUGACGCGAAAGCGCAAGAGGCCGCCGCGAAGGAAAAGAAGAAACCCAUCCGUUACCCGACCGAAGAUCUUGACGUCGUGCUCACAGACAAAGACAAGAGAGCAGGCGCUAAAACCAAACGCCCGGUUCCCAGUAAACUUGCUGUGCCUCUUAACGAACACCCUGGCGCUGCAGAAAUGUUCUUGAUGACUUGGAAUUUCUUGGUCGUUUAUGGACAUCCACUUCAUCUCUCGACCUUCACCAUGGACGAGUACGAGGCCGCUCUGAGGCACCGCUACGAGGACCCUCCCUGCUCCCUGCUGGCUGAGAUACACUCAACGCUCAUCUAUCUUCUGCGAACUGUUCACUUCAAUCGACAUACCGCAGUACUCUCUUUGAUGGAGCAGGACAGCGACACUGACGAGACGAUUGCUGAGUACUUUGGCAUCAAACUCAUGGAACUCACCUCCCAUAUGGCCGAUAUCGGAAAUAACUGGGAACGCGCGCCUUUGCGGCUAUCGGAGGACCGCGCCGGCUGGGAGGAGUCCCUCGUCGGCUGCUUGAAAGAUCAUGCGACUGUCGAGAGCUUCCCGGCUCUCCGUCGCGUCUUGACGCGCCUCCUCUUCGCACCUGACGUUGAUGUGGACGCAGACGCUUCGAACGAUGACGGGACGCCACGGCCGACCAGCCUCAGCCCAAACAACCCCGCGCAUCCCAGUGAGCGGUACUAUCAGCUCCCUCCAGAAGAUCGUGUCGCGAUUCUCGCCUACCUCUGCGAUGUCGCUGUGUCGAGCAAAGCAAUCCACGCUUACAUGGAGUUGUGCGAGGAGCAGCUCACGGCCUUGCGGAAAGAGAAAAUCGAGGUCAACCGGUCCAGGAAGCAGCAUAUCGAGGAGCGCGACACGAUCAUCAAGGAGCAAAAGGCCAACGGCAACAACGCUACACCCGCGGACGGCACGCCUGCUCCGGACCUCUCAGAACUCUCCGACGGUUCCGAGGCGAGCGCUAAACCCAACGGCAAGUCCAAGGGCAAAACUCUCGCGCAGAAGGCGCAGAACCAGGCACACGCGAAGCAGCGAGAGGCUGCUCGGGCAAAGGAGAAGAGCGCCAAGGCGGCGCUUGCUGAGCAGCGGCGAUUGGACGAGGAAGUGAACAAGCUUGAACGUCGAUUGGAGGGUAUCGAGCGCGAGUUCCGCAAGCUGCUUGGCAGUAUCCGCGUCAAGCCCGUCGGUCGCGAUAGGUUCUACAACCGUAUCUGGUGGUUUGACGGUGUCGGCGCUGCGAGCUUGGUCAACAACGGCGGCAAUGUGAUAUACCAGACUGGGAGACUCUUCAUACAAGGCCCCAGCCCAUUCGACAAGGAAAUUAUGGAUAGGCGCGCGGAUGAUGUGCAUGCACGUCGGUUAUUGGAGGAGGGAGAAGAGGGUAUGCUCGGCGUUGGCGAAUGGGCCGUGUUCUCCGAGAUGGACGAGAUGGAUGAGUUCACCGCCUGGCUAAACCCGAAGGGUGUUCGUGAGCUGGCACUGAAGACACAGCUGACCAAGUGGUGGCCGCACAUUGCGCCGGGCAUGCGCAAACGUCUUAUUGAUCUGAAUGCGAAGCAGCCGGAGGCGCGCAGGAGCUCACGGGUGAAGGGCGGUUCGGACAUCUCCCGGGAGCCGUACAUGACCUGGAAGAACCACCGCGCUGUUGCGAAUUGA